AUGGAUCAGAAGAAGGGCAUCGACAGCAGCGAGGCUUCCCGUGUGCCGCGGCCGGUACCGGGUAGCUAUGGCAUGUUCCCGUUCAUCUCGGCGGUGCGCGACCGCCUCGACUUCCACUACUUCCAGGGCCCUGACAAGUACUUCGAGUCGCGCAUCGAGAAGUACGGCUCCACCGUCAUCCGCAUCAACGUGCCGCCGGGCCCGUUCAUGGCGCCCGACUCACGCGUCGUCGCCGUCCUCGACGCCAAGAGCUUCCCGGUGCUGUUUGACCUCACCAAGGUCGAGAAGAUGAACAUCUUAAGCACCUACAUGCCCUCCACCUCCCUCACAGGCGGCUUCCGCGUCUGCGCCUACCUCGACCCCUCCGAGCCCACCCACGCCAAGGUCAAGCAGCUGCUCUUCAACGUCCUGGCGUCACGCAAGGAUGCCGUCAUCCCGGUCUUCCGCUCCCAUUUCUCCUCGCUCCUCGCCACCGUCGACUCGCAGCUCAUGCUCGGAGGCAAGUCCAACUUCAACACCCUCAGCGACACCACCUGCUUCGAGUUCCUUUGCGACGCUUACUACGGCGUUCUCCCCUCCGCCUCCGGCCUCGGCACCUCCGGGCCGGCCAAAGCAGCAAAGUGGCUCUUGUGGCAGCUCCACCCCCUAGUAACGCUCGGCCUCCCCAUUAUCCUGGAGGAGCUGCUCCUGCACAUGGUGCAUCUCCCUCCCUUCCUCGUCAGCGGCGACUACAAGGCCUUGUACAAGUACUUCUCGGCCGCCGCCUCGGAGGCUCUCGACGAGGCCGAGCGCCUCGGGCUUCCGCGGGAAGAGGCGUGCCACAACCUUCUGUUCGCCACCGUGUUCAACAGCUACGGCGCCAUGAAGCUGCUGUUGCCAGGGAUCCUGGCGCACGUCGCCGAGGCGGGCGAGAAGUUCCACCAUAGGCUGGCCGCGGAGAUACGAGCUGCCGUGGCGGAUGCCGGAGGCAAGGUGACGAUGGCGGCGGUGGAGAAGAUGGAGCUGACCAAGUCGGCGGUGCUGGAGGUGCUGCGGCUGGACACGCCCGUGAAGAGGCAGUUCGGACGCGCCAAGGCCGACCUGAACAUCGAGAGCCACGACGCGGUGUUCGCCGUCAAGAAGGGGGAGAUCCUCUUCGGGUACCAGCCCUGCGCUACCAGGGACCCUCGUGUGUUCGGCGCCACGGCGGGGGAGUUCGUCGGGGACAGGUUCCUCGGGGAGGAAGGGAGCAAGCUCCUCCAGUACGUGUACUGGUCCAAUGGGCGGGAGACCGAGAACCCCAGCGUCGACAACAAGCAGUGCCCGGGAAAGAACCUGGCCGUGCUCGUCGGCAGGCUCCUGCUCGUCGAGGUGUUCCUCCGGUACGACACCUUCACCGCCGACAUCGCUAAGGGCCCCGCUGCCCCCACGGUUGAAUUCAUCGGCGUCACCAAGGCCUCGUCCGGACCGGACCUUGCUUAA
Molecule: messenger RNA, 1461 nt
Organism: Lolium rigidum
Lineage: Eukaryota; Viridiplantae; Streptophyta; Magnoliopsida; Poales; Poaceae
Product: allene oxide synthase 2-like
Exons: 1
Coding region: 1-1461 (486 amino acids)
Biological process (GO): sterol metabolic process
Molecular function (GO): oxidoreductase activity, acting on paired donors, with incorporation or reduction of molecular oxygen; heme binding; monooxygenase activity
Source: RefSeq, a predicted model, not a curated record